Messenger RNA from Amphimedon queenslandica, 2554 nucleotides. RefSeq lists its product as uncharacterized. NCBI's taxonomy places the organism in Eukaryota, Metazoa, Porifera, Demospongiae, Haplosclerida, Niphatidae. Bases 1225 to 2409 code for a protein of 394 amino acids. The record is from RefSeq and is a predicted model, not a curated record. The transcript has 12 exons.
AGGUAGACAUGCUCGCCUGUUCUCAAAAGAUGCGACUAACACAGCCGCCAUUGAUAGCUCUGGAAACGCCUAUCUCAUCAUUUUAUGACUGCCCCGCCUACUUCAUUAGUACUAUAUACCAUCUUGUUUUGCAACGGACAAGGAUUUAAAGAUGCACAACAGCACUGUGCACCAUGCACAACUAAAAAAGUUGGUUGAAAAUAUUCUAAAUGACUGGUGCAAGGAAAGAAUGAAAGAUUUGGAGAAGCUCCAACCAGGCCACUCUUCUUAUUGGAGAAAUAAUGUUUAAAAUGUUUGCUGCAGCAACUGGGGAAUCGAUGGUUACAAACAAACCACUCACUUUGCGGCGUGACUGUUGCUACUAGACUAUUUCAAGCUGGUGUUGAUGAACAAUUAAUCAUGAAAAGAACAGGUCACAGAAGCACGGAUGGUGUACGAAUUUAUAAGCACAUUUCAGAUCAACAAAAUGCCGGAAGACGUUUCCUCAAUAAUAUUAUUAUUACAAACAAAAACAGCAGUAGCUAGCGACGAUAUACCAAUUCACCUCAUCCUCCAAAAGCACAAAACAUAUCUCUAGAUGAAGACAGACACUUCAGCUUUAAUAACUGCACAAACAUACACAUAACAAUUCAAAAAUAAUAUUACUAUUAUUGCUGUCAUCAUUUUUAUUCCUAAAAUUUCCCAAACUUUGGCAGAAGUAUCUAAAUAAUUUCCCGGAGGUUUCUAAAUAUUUUCCCGGGGUAUUAUAAGUGAUUUAGACACCUCAUAUAAUGCAAUCUGAUUGGUCAAUUCAAAACAAGCAUGGUAGAAUUUUACUUGUUUGUUUUUUAUUAAUUGACCAUUAGGAAGGUGAUGGAAAGAAGAAAGAUGUUAUAUUUAGUUGCACACAAGAACAGCUCCAGGAUUUGGUUGGAAAGUUGAAAGAUGCUUCAAAAUCACUUGAGAAAUUUAGCCAACAAUAAUUUCUAUUAUAGUAUUUUGUUAUGUUUGCAUUAUCUCUUUGUGGCUGUGUGUGGCUCUUGUGUGUGUGUGCUAUUAUUGUCUAGUUCCAAGAAUUGGAUACACUCUUUGAUUUAGUACUAAAUUCAGUUCUUAGAAUUGUUGAUAGUAAGAACAUUCUAUGAAUUGGUUUCGGAUUGUUGUAGUUCCAAGAAUUUGGCCACUUCUUGAGUAUCGAUAGUUCCAUUUCUUGGAAUUGUUGACAAGAUAAUCAUAAAACUCUGCAUGUGCUAUGAAUUUCACUAUUGCUCAGUUCUUGAACUCAAUAGCUCACACCCUGUUUUAUGUGCCAAGAUCAAGAUGGCUAGUACUGGUAAUCCAUUGCAUGAUGCUAAAGGCCACAUGAUUGGUCUAAUCAGAACAGCUUAUGACAAAGAAAAAUCAAAUGAAGAAAGAUCAAGAAACUUACAAAGUGAAAUUGAUGAGCUAGAAAAGGAAAGAUUGAUAUUAGAGAAAGAGUGUUCAGAGCUGGAAAUCAGGAAAAAUGAACUUGAGAAAAAGUCAAGUGCAUCUAGUGAGGCUCGUAAGAUGUAUGGUGAUGUGACAUCAGGAGAUAUAACACAUCAAGAUGUUGUACUAUCCUAUCAGAACCAUUUUACAGCUGCACAUCGUAAUCUGCCAAAAAUUUUAGAUGUACCAACAAAGGAAGCUAAAUUUGAAGCGUGGACAGAGGCAUCUGAGAUUGUGGAGCAAAGUUUUGAUAAAAACAAAGAAGAGAUUGUUUCUGAGAUGAUAACAAAGCUAUGGACAGCAUUGACUAACCCUCCUCCUACUGACAAACCAUUAGAUAUUAAUACUUCUGAUCUCUAUAAAGCCUUUACAGUGUAUAUUAAGAAAAAUGAAGAUAAAAUAAAACAGGUUAUUGCUAAAAAUUCCCCUCAAGAGCAUAAUGAAGCAGCUGCUAUGUUUCGUUUUGCAAGAGACAUCAUUAUGCAACUUGACCCUGAAGAUUACCAUAGUUUCAUUUUUGAAGGAAUGAAACGUCCCAAACACUAUCUACAGGCUACAGCAAGUUCAGCAGCUAUAUCUAAAGCAAAAGCUGAAACUGAAAAGAAGAGUAAAUGCCAUGCUUGUGGGAAAAAAUUUGAGUUAGAUAAAGGAGAUAGUCCUACUUAUCACUUGGGCUAUUAUUGGCAUCAACGUCACUGCCGCUGUGUUAGUUGUCAUAAAUUAGUUGAUGAAAAUUUCGUGUAUUAUAAGAAAAAGAGUUACUGUAGCCAUUGUUUGUGCUGUAAAUGUCAGAAACCUAUAGUCAUUGAUGAGGAUGUUCUUGAGACAGAACAGGGUCAAUUUCAUAGGAAUUGUCUUGUAUGUAGUACAUGUCAUGUGUUUAGAAAUGAAAUGUUCCAAAUUGGAGACAACUAUAUUUGCAAAAAGUGCUACAAUGACAGAAGCAGAAAGAAAAGAUAAACUUUUUUAGCUACAUACAUUUUAAAUAGAUUGCAUGCCGAGUCAAAAUAUAUUUCAGUAGCUUCUUGAUAUACCUAGUUUUGUAGUCUAUAGACUAUUAUAGUCACAAAUGAUUUAAACAUGAUAUUUUAAUUAAGGCAUGAUA